AUGGAGAAUUCUCAUAAAAUAAAAUUAUCUGAAAGACUAUCUUCAUUAGUUUGCCCUAGACAUUAUCAAUUGUAUUUAAAACCUAAUUUAGAAACGGGGCUAUUUCAUGGAGAAGUUAAAAUAGACAUAAAUGUUAAAGAAGAUAAACAGUUUUUAGCCCUUCACACAAAAUUUUUAGACAUCAACAAUGUGAAAUUAUGUAAAAAUGAUGUUGAAAUAUCUGUAUCAAAAUAUUUGGAAGUGAAAUCUUUGGAACAACUACUCAUUCAAUUUGAUAAAAUUACUUCAGGCAAUUACCAAUUAAAAAUAAAAUUUAGUGGUAAUCUAACUCGUAAUAUAGUUGGGUUUUAUUUAUCACACUUAAAAAAUAAAGGUGCGAUGGUAGCAAGUAAAUUCCAGCCGACUUAUGCUCGCCAAGCAUUUCCAUGUUUUGAUGAACCUGAAUUUAAAGCAACAUAUAAUAUCACCUUGGUCAAACCUUUGGAUUAUGUGGCACUCUCUAAUAUGAAUGAAGUCUCUAAAGUCAUAGAUACAUCCACUAAUACUGAAGCAGUAACAUUUGCUACAAGUGUGCCAAUGUCAACAUAUUUAGCUUGUUUUGUUAUUUGUAACUUUGAUUAUAAGGAGGUCAAAGUUAAUACAAAUGGAAUUGGGUCGAAUUUCAAUUUAAGGUCAUUUGCACAAAAAGAUCAAACACAUAAAAUUGAUUUCGCUCAAGACAUUGGAAAAAGAGUCACAGAGUAUUAUAUUCAAUAUUAUGAAGUUCCCUUUCCACUACCAAAGCUGGAUAUGAUUGCAAUUCCUGAUUAUGUGUCUGGUGCAACUGAACAUUGGGGUUUGAUCACAUAUAGAGAAACAUCAUUCCUUAUUGAUGAAGCCACAGCAUCUUCUAGAAAUAAAAUCAGUGUUGCGAACACAGUUGCUCAUGAAUUAGCACAUAUGUGGUUUGGUAAUUUGGUUACGAUGAAGUGGUGGGAUGAAGUUUGGCUAAAUGAAGGCUUUGCAUCAUACAUGCAGGUUAAAUCUUUGAAUGCAGUAGAACCUUCAUGGACAAUGUUGGACCAAUUUUUAACUAAAACUCUGCAUUCAGUGUUGGUUACCGAUGCUAAGCUUUCAAGUCACCCAAUAGUUCAAACUGUUGAGACACCUGACCAGAUAACUGCCAUUUUUGACUCUAUAUCAUAUAAUAAAGGUGCUUCAGUGCUCAGAAUGUUAGAAGGAUUUAUUGGUGAUGAGAACUUUCGUAAAGGAGUUUCAGACUACUUGAAGAAAUAUAAGUUUGGCAACACUGUCACUAAAGAUUUGCUGUCGUGUUUGGAACCAUAUUUCAAAAAAGACAACCCCAAUCUAAAUUUAUCUUACAUAAUGGACACAUGGACGAGACAGAUGGGUUAUCCACUACUAAGUGUACAGUCAGGGGAAAAAGCUAACACUUAUGUGAUCACUCAGAAAAGAUUCUUAAUUGAUCUAGAAGCAGCAGUGCAGCAACAAUCAGAAUUUAAGUACCGUUGGUUCGUCCCAGUGACUUAUAAAACAAACAAGGCCACAACAGAGUCCAUUUUAUGGUUCCCAGAUAGCAGUGACAGUGUAACAUUGUCUUUGGAAGAUGGAGAGAAAUGGAUAAAAAUAAAUAAUAACCAAGUUGGUUACUACAGAGUGAACUACCCAGAAGGAAUGUGGCAGGAACUAACAGAACAAUUGAAAAAUAAUACAGCACAGCUAACAAUAUCAGAUCGGUCUAAUCUAUUGGAUGACGCCUUCGCUCUGGCCGAAGCAAAAGUGAUUCCAUAUGAAAUUGCCCUAAAUUUGUCUACAUAUCUGAUAGUUGAAAACGACUUCGUGCCAUGGGAAACCGCCACAGUUAUAUUUGACAAGCUAUCACAUGACCUUCUUAAUACGAUGGCUUAUGAUUACUUACAGAAAUAUAUACAACAUUUAAUCAAACCUUUGUAUACAAAGCAAUCUUGGGAGAGGACAAGUCUGACAAUUAUUGAAAGUCUAUUACGCGCACGGAUGUUAUCAUUAGCUGCAAAAUAUCAGUUACCCGAUGCCGAAAAGAAAGUUAGGAAUAUAUUCCUAUCUUGGCUCAAUUCACCGGACAAAACUGAUAUAGAACCGGAUUUGCGAGAUGUCAUUUACUAUCAUGGUAUGAAAGCAGCCACACAAGAAGAAUGGAACAAGCUCUGGGAGAUAUAUUUAAAAGAGGAAGAUGUUCAAGAACAAUCAAAAAUUCGAAGUGCAUUGUCAGCGCCACGCGAUAUUGAAAUUCUUAAAAGGUAUCUCCUGUUGGCGUGGGAUGAAAACAACAUUAGAAGCCAAGAUUACUUAAAUGUUUUAAGCUUUAUCAGUUCUAACCCGUCCGGUACUGCACUAGUAUGGGACAAUGUACGCGAGAACUGGCCAAAACUUGUGGAACGAUUCACUUUGAAUAGCAGAUACUUGGGUAGUCUCAUACCGAGUAUAACAAGUUCUUUUAAUACAGAAAGCCUGUUAAAAGAGAUGCAAGUAUUCUUCGAGAAAUUCCCAGAAGCAGGCGCCGGAGAAUUGUCACGUGUUCGUGCUAUUGAAAAUGUACAAAAUAAUAUUAAAUGGGCCAACUCUUACCAAAAUGUUGUUUCGUCCUGGCUAGAACAGCAAAUGAAAAAAAUA
This is a messenger RNA of Brenthis ino (lesser marbled fritillary), 2649 nucleotides long. The record is from the annotation of a GenBank genome assembly. NCBI's taxonomy places the organism in Eukaryota, Metazoa, Arthropoda, Insecta, Lepidoptera, Nymphalidae.